Messenger RNA from Pseudoliparis swirei, 2687 nucleotides. It is a transcript of the gene prima1, whose product is annotated as proline rich membrane anchor 1. NCBI's taxonomy places the organism in Eukaryota, Metazoa, Chordata, Actinopteri, Perciformes, Liparidae. The transcript is spliced from 4 exons. Bases 252 to 908 code for a protein of 218 amino acids. The record is from RefSeq and is a predicted model, not a curated record.
UAUUACUGAGGAUCUCUCUCUCUAUUCGUUUUUUCUUCUUCUUCUUCAACUUCGAUGGCUUGAGUGGCCCAUUUGCACUCAUGCUUGCAGCCGAGGAGGGAUGUAAGCUACGGGCCAUCCACCGCCCCUCACAUUGCACGGAGUAGCGGCGUGAUUCAGGUCGCUAUCUGAGUGCCAAUAAGAACAACAACUACUUUCGAGAUGUGAAUGAUCGAGAUUUGCUACUCAUCCCACCGGCUCGCCUGUCCUAUAUGCUAUCGAUAACGGGAUUUCAAGAGGAACAUGAUUGUGGCAUAAACUAUUUCUGGAGACGCUUGUCACAGAUCUCGCCGCUGAACCGGACAGGGUGGAUGGUUAUUUCCCAAACAGUUCAAGCUUAUGUAUACUGCAUUCUUUUGUUGGAAUCGCUGCCUAGUAUCUUCGAGAACAGCGCAAGAGGAAUGCUGGUCCAAGAUCUAAUGCCACUUACUUUAAGUUGUUGGCCUUUUUUCUUCGGUCAUUGCCUUCUCUCACUGUGUUUACUCUCAUGCCAGGGAGAACUCCAGAGGUCAUGCUCACAGACUGUGGCGGAGAAAGUUAGUGAACAGUGCCAGCUGGCAUGCCACUGUAGAAGAUACCCUCCCCUCCCUCCUCCACCGCCUCCACCGCCUCCCCCACGGCUACUGGGCACCACAGUGGCAGAGCCCAUGGUGCCCUUGCUGAGGCCCUGGUGGACGGAGAUGGACAUUGUAGUGCUUGGAACGGUGGGCUGUGCCUCAGUUGUCUUCCUGCUGUCAGCCAUCAUCAUCUGCUACAAGGCCAUCAAGAGGAAACCACUACGAAAAGAAGAAAACGGGACAAGUCGUGGAGAAUAUGCCAUGAGCAUCCGUAACAAGAAGGCCAUGGGUACGAACAACACUGUGGUAUAGACUGUCUCCUGGUGGACGCAGGAAGUGGCAUCAUCAUUACCAUCGCUCACCGUAACCCCAAAUACAACAAUCCCUUGGUUUUUACGAAUAGGUAAAACUUCCCUUUUUCGCUUGGCGUGUUGCCUGGACUGAAGACACCAUUCAGCUCAAGAGAAGCUGCAAAAGAUGGAAGGUAUAAAAAAAAUUUAAAAAGCCAGAAAGGACGGAGAGAGAAAUCCACAAACCCCCACGGUGUAGAAAGUGGCACAGCAGGCUGGACGUGAUGCUCUUCCUAACAGCAAGUGUUGCUGACAGGCUGGUUGGCUUCUGGCUGGAGAGGGACCGUCUGCCAGUCUGCCGCAGAUCCAGACCUCACACACUGUUGACAUCUGCAGUGGAUCAACAGACGGUGCAGCAGCCCGGACAAGCCCGUCACACACAAUAAGUAACGUGCAUGCAGUUUUUACAGAGAAUGCAACAUUUUUUAUACUCCAAUUCCCACACUGUCCAUCUUUUGUUCUGCAUUUCUGAGACUUUGUGCGAGGCAUGAUGUUCCUGUCGGCUCUAAGAUGUGGAUUCAUCUGACUAUGCAAUUUUAAGAAAUCCAUAUAAAAAAAGGAGGAGCAGCGACGUCAACAUGGGACAUACUGGUUAUUUAACCAUGCCAAAAAUGCCACAGAAGACUUCGGCUCAUUGUAAUAUACUUCAGUCAUUCAUUGAAUUAUUUGCUCAAUUUAUUUACUUAUUUAUCUACCUUUGAAUUUAUUUUUCUACUUAAAAGAAGAAGAAAAACUGUCUUGUAAGUUAUUCACAUCUUUACAAAUCUUGAACAUCUUGAUGAACUCUUUUUAUUUCUCAAUAGAUACUUUUUUUAAAUGAAUCAUUUAUAAACCAUAUAAUCCAUGUGUGAUGCUCCGAUGCUUUAGGCCGGCUGUCAGUUUGUUGAGACACUGAUGCAGAAAAUUCGCUUGAGUUUUGGUGUCAGUUGUUUUGUCUCUGGCGGUUUGAAAUGCUUUUCUCUGUUUCCCUGAGAUUUCUGCUAAAAAGUCAGGGGUCUCUAAUGUGCUAUGUGAAUGUGUGUUUUCCAAACAUUAUUAAUGUGCUGCAUCAAAUGACAGUCCCCGUCUUCAAUUUGUUAUCUCAAGACAAGCCUCCCCUACUCGUUAAACCUGCAUUCGCAAGUAUUCUGGUUCAAUCUUGUAGUUUCAGAGUCUCGGGGUCAGUUAGAUGCCUUCAUUCAAGCUUUGUUUGGAUUGGACAAUCUUCAUUUUUCGAUCUGUCAAGAGGGGCUUAGCCCAUCGCUAUAGAAACUGGGGACAUGAGCCCAGGCCUGACCUUGUGACUGGUGAGAGACAGGAGACUUACCCACGAGCUAGAGAUCAGGUUGCACAGAGGAUUCACCAGAGAUGUGUGUGACUCAGGCUGUCGCCGGCAUCCUCCUCGUCCCGCUGGAAAACACAGCUGAGCUGAACUCGAGCGUCACUCAACGCUGCUCUGCUUUCAUACAUUAAAGCUGUGUGUGUGUGCAUUCAUGUGUGUGUGUGUGUGUGUGUGUGUGACUGAGUGUAUCUAUUUGUCUGUCUGUCCAUCUCUCUGUCUGUCUAUCUGUCUAUCUAUCUGUCUGUCUGUUUUUCUGUCUAUCUGUCUAUCUGUCUAUCUGUCUGUCUGUCUGUUUAUCUAUCUGUCUAUCUGUCUAUCUAUCUGUCUGUCUGUUUUUCUGUCUGUCUGUCUAUCUGUCUAUCUGUCUAUCUGUCUAUCUAUCUGUCUGUCUGUUUAUCUGUCUAUCUGUCUAUCUGUCUA